AUGCUAAAAGAGGCAAACCUUAGCACGGACAUAUCGUGUCAAACAGAAGAAGAGCAGAUCAAAGACAAAGAGGGAGAGGAAGAUCGUGACCCUGAGGUAAGAACACUAGCAAUAUGUCAUAUUGGUUAUUAACUAAUGGUUUAGACUAUUGAGAACUUUUAUCUAAGUAAACAAUAUGAUAUCUUCCUCUAUAGACAUCUCUGGGUCGCAGAACAGAUGAUAUGAGCAGCAGCAGUGAUCAAUCCUCAACAGGGGCCGUGCAGUAUAACAAUUUCAGCUGCAACAGCAGUGAUCCCUCUUCAAUUGGGGCCGUACAGGAUAAUUCCAAUGGCAGUGAUCCCUCUUCAACUAGAGCCGUGCAGUGUAAUAAUUCCAGCUGCAGUGAUCAAUCCUCAACAGGGGCCAUGCCUGCUAAUUCCCUGUGCAGCGGCAGUGAUUCCUCCUCAACAGGGUCCAUGCAGUGCAAUGGCAGCAUCAACAGUGUGCAAAAAGACAGCCUUAUUGUCCUGGAUGCAUCCACAACACAGGCUGUAGAGAACGUCAAUGGAAGCAGUGGCAGCAGUGUCCUACAAGACGGUGGCUCUAACUGUGAUGAUAUAAUAGAGAGCAGAACCAGCUCCAGUGAUCUACCCAUAACACCGGACCUGCAGGACAGUGAUAGCAGAGGCACCAAAAAGAAACAGCCACACAAAUCGAAGGCCAGACGAUUUUGGAAAUGUCUGCGGUCCUCAUGCUGCUGGUGUGGACCACCCAAAAAACGCUCCUAA
Molecule: messenger RNA, 767 nt
Organism: Pelobates cultripes (western spadefoot toad)
Lineage: Eukaryota; Metazoa; Chordata; Amphibia; Anura; Pelobatidae
Source: the annotation of a GenBank genome assembly